Messenger RNA from Cuscuta europaea, 1370 nucleotides. The record is from the annotation of a GenBank genome assembly. NCBI's taxonomy places the organism in Eukaryota, Viridiplantae, Streptophyta, Magnoliopsida, Solanales, Convolvulaceae.
CAUAAAUAUAAUAAAAAAUAAAUAAAUAAAUAAAGUUUCUUAAUUUAAUUAGGAAAUACUCCACUAGCUAAUUUUCAUUCAUUCAUUGGAUUUGAUUUUCGUAACAUUCUCCGCUGGUCGAUCCGGCCAGGCCUACAUACUGCAGCGCAGCGCUGGAUACAUUCUCCGCUCCGCUCCGCUCCGGCUAAUUCCAUCCAUCCGCUAGCCAGGUACGUAGCGCGAUCGGGCCCGCAGGCAGCCGGCCGGCCGGCCUUCUUCCAUCCGCUCCCGUCCGGCCAAUGUCUAUGAGAGCCGCACCGCCACCCGCGCAAUAUGUUUCUCCCCCGCCGGUUACGCUUCUCCUCAUAGCCUUCCUCCUCGUCUUCUUCUUCUUGGGCAUCUUCUUCGUCAUCUUUUGCAAGUACUGCAUACAGAGCUUGUGGCACAACCGCCGCAACACUCAGGUCGGAGCCCCCGACGGCAACCCCGCCGCCGCCAUGCCCCCCGGUAUCGACCCCAAGAUCAUCGACUCUUUCCCCACCUUCACCUACUCGAGCGUCAAGGACUACCGCAAAGAGAAGUAUGGGCUGGAGUGUGCCAUCUGUCUCGUUGAGUUUGAGGACGAGAGUCUUCUGCGCCUCUUGACCUCCUGCAGCCACGUGUUUCACCAGGAGUGCAUUGACCUUUGGAUGGAAUCUCACAAGACUUGCCCAGUCUGCCGCCGGGCCCUCGACUCACCGCCGCCCGCCUCUCCCUAUUCUUCGGCGCCGGGAGGAGGCCGCAGCAGUGUCGAUGAUGAUGAAAACUUUCAAGAAGAAUGUGAUCAUGCCCAUGAUGAUGAUGAUGAUGAGGUAGUGCGUGACGACAUGCAUCAUCAUAGCAUCACAAUAAUCCAUGAUGAUGAUGAUGAUGUGAAUGACGACCUCAGAAAUAAUAGAGGGGAAGGAGGAGCAAGUGUUGAGCAUAUAAGUAAUCAUCCUCAGCAAGGAAAUACUUCCCUACACAAAUAUGUUGUAACCACAUUAAAUACUAAAAACAACAAUUAUUACCAUUGUAAGAACAACGAGCUGGAUAGUAAUAGGAGUAGUAGUACUGUAAUUAGGGAGGAGGAAGAGAAGUUCCCAAGGUCCCAUUCCACCGGGCAUUCAAUUGUUAAGAUUAGAGAAGACGAGGACAGGUUUACUUUAAGAAUACCUCCGCACGUCCGGGCCAAAAUUAUUAGGGGCCACACUGUCACCAAGAGUUGCACCACCUUUGGAGAACACAAAAAUAAAACAACCUCAGGAAACAGAAGAAUAUGUAGUAGUAGUGGUUUUAGUCAGGUUUGAUCCCUGCAUGCAUGCAUGCUUUUAUUAUAGAAGUACUUGAUUAUAGUAGCCUCUUUUUCCAUA